AUGGAGAGUCACAAUGCAGAGGUAGCGAUGGGAAUGGGAGGGUCAAGUGGUACUCACUCAUGUUCACGAUGGAGUCCUACAAAGGAGCAAAUAAGCAUAUUAGAGAAUAUAUAUAAGCAGGGCAUAAGGACACCCACAGCAGAGCAAAUACAACAGAUUACCACUAGGCUCAGUGUGUAUGGUCACAUCGAAGGAAAGAAUGUCUUCUACUGGUUUCAGAAUCAUAAAGCGAGGCAAAGACAAAAGCAGAAGCAAGAAAGCAUUGCAUAUUUCAAUCGCUUUAUUCAUAACUCACAUUCACAGCCCAUUUUCUCUUCGCCAAUUUGCCAAAAUGUCGUCUAUGCCCCAUAUUGCUUACAACAGAGUGAAAUGAGCUUUUAUCCUCAACAACCAAAUGUGCUUGUAGCCGGAGGUAAUGAUCCAAGGACUGAGAAAGUUGUGCCCAUGGGGAUGCCAAAAAUCUGUUAUGGCCCGCAGAUAUACGAACAAUUGCAACAGAGAAUCCCUGAUUACAACUUCAGCAACAGUAACCAAGAAACGUUGACUCUCUUUCCUCUUCACCCAACCGGCAUUUUGGAAAGUAAAACAACAGACAAAGUGCCUUAUGUUGCUUCAAUUGCUGCUGAUAGUUCCACUGAUAUAGAUGAAGAUGGUCGUCCCGGAAACCAAUUGUUCGUUGAUUUUUUUACCUCUGUUCAAGGGUCUCGAGAGAGUGAUUAG
Molecule: messenger RNA, 720 nt
Organism: Gastrolobium bilobum
Lineage: Eukaryota; Viridiplantae; Streptophyta; Magnoliopsida; Fabales; Fabaceae
Product: WUSCHEL-related homeobox 2-like
Exons: 2
Coding region: 1-720 (239 amino acids)
Biological process (GO): plant organ development
Molecular function (GO): DNA-binding transcription factor activity; DNA binding
Source: RefSeq, a predicted model, not a curated record